Pelagomonas calceolata is the source of this 1119-nucleotide messenger RNA. The record is from the annotation of a GenBank genome assembly. Lineage: Eukaryota; Pelagophyceae; Pelagomonadales; Pelagomonadaceae.
AUGAUCCUAACGACGUGCGCCGCCUGCGCCAAGUCAAUCGACCACGACGCCCCCGCGCACUGUGUGAAUUGUCAAACUAGAUACUGCAGUGACCGGUGCGAGCGCUACGACCGGCGCCGCGGCGGGCACGGCAAAAUAUGCGGCGCGAUCGCGAGCGGCGGCGGCGCCGAACAACACCACGCUAACCAGAAAUACGAUGAGGCCGUCGCGGACGCUGUCGAGAUAUGUGCGUACGACACGGAAGGCCAGACUUGCUUUAUUUGUAUGGACGGCGAUGCUGAGGAAGGUCUCGUUCGCGGCUGCGCGUGCCGUGGGGCGGCGGGUUUCGUGCACGUGUCGUGCUUGGCGCGGCAGGCGCAGGUUUUGGUCGCGGAGGCCGAGGAGAGGGAUUUGGACGACGACGCGUUCAAUGCGAGGUGGCGGCGGUGGGAGAAGUGCGGCCUGUGCGAGCAAAAAUACCACGGCGUCGUGCGGUGCGCGCUCGGGUGGGCGUGCUGGAAGACGUACGUGGGCCGGCCAGAGGAAGACUGGGCCCGGCGCAUGGCCAUGAGCGUGGUAGGAAACGGUUUAUACCAUGAAGGUCACUACGCGGACGCGUUAGUCGUGCAGGAGGCCGAGUUGUCUAUGCUGCGGCGCCUUGACGAUACAGACUUCGUCAAUAUUCUCGCAGUGCAGAACAAUCUUGCGGGCACGUAUCAAUAUCUCGGACAGUCCGAACAGGCCCUGCAGCUGAAGCGAGACGUAUACUCUGGAUAUGUGAAGCUCAAGGGCGAGGAAAGUAGAAACACCAUGGUGGCAGCCAACAACUACGCGAAUGGCCUUCUCGUGCUACGGCGGUUCGAAGAAGCAAAGGCUCUGUUGCGCAAAAUAUUACCCGUGGCGCGGCGUGUUCUCGGAGAGAGUGAUACACUCAAGCUCACGAUGAGGAAAAUUUACGCGAUGGUGCUCCACAAGGACGACGACGCGACGCUCGACGAUCUCCGUGAGGCCGUGAAUACGCUCGAGGAGUUGGAACGGACCGCGCGGCGCGUGCUCGGUGACGUGCACCCAAUCACAGAAGGGAUGGAGGACGAAUUGCAAGACGCGCAAGACGCGCUCUACGCCCGCGGGUUACCCUGA